UCUCUACAGUUCUGGUAACUAUUUCGUUCUUCUCACUCUUUUACUCUUUCACUUGACUUCUUUCCAAACCGCUCGGCCGGUCUUCGCUUCUUCCAUAUUCAGCAUUCUUGCAUCCUCUAAACUACCAGUUUUUUUCACCCGUCAUAUCAGAAAAGCUUGAUCAUCAUGUACUCCAAACUUGCUCUUGCCGCCCUUCUUUUGGCCACUGCCGAAGCUCGCUUCGGUCAGGAACAGUCUGUUGCCAACAUCAUCUCCUCUCUGAGCAACUUUGGCAGCCCUGGUGUUGCUCCCACCCUUGCCGGCGCCACUCCCGGUGUCCUGCUCGCCGGUGCCAACGCCUGUGACAAGCUUACCCUUGCCGACAAAAUUGUUUCGCAACUCGGCAAUGACAAGGCCGUCAUUGACGCAGCCAAGAAGCUUGUCGCCGCUGAAAAGAACUUCAACCCCUUCGUUGUCUCCAUUCCUUCCAUCUGCUCCGAUCCAGCUCUGCCGGCCACCAAAGAGCUCAGAGGCAUCGUUCCCCUUGUUGACCCGGCUGUGACCGGCGCUGAUGUCCAGAAUGCCAACUCCGCCAAGUCUCUCACCACUCCGUUCACCAACGACGGAUUGAGUGUUGCGGAUAUCGUGAAAGCCAAUGGCUUCACCAACUUCACUGCCCAGAGCUCCAGCGGCUCUACCACCACGCCUGCUGCUGGUAACAACAAGGGAAACAACAAUAACAACACUGGCAACAACGGAAAUACUGGUGCUGUUACCUCCGCCGUCACUUCCGCUGCUCCUGCUGCCACCAGCGCCGCGUCCAAGUGCGGUAAGGUCAGGACUCUGACCACCAUUGUCCAGCCCGCCGCCACCUCCGCGGCUGCCAAUGUCGGUAACAACAACAACAACAACAACAACAACAACAACAACAACAACAACAACAACAACAACAACAACAACAACGGUAACAACAACGCCAACACCGGCAACACCGGUAACACCGGUAACAACGGCGUCCAAAAGUCCACCCUCGCCGGCGCCGACUUUGGUCUCUGCGUUCCCACCAUGAGUUUCGUCGGCGGCCGCGCCAACCGCAAGGCCACCGAAUUCACCUUCCAGGCCAAGGACGCGCUCGUCGCCAAGGGCCAGCAGGAGGCGCUCAACCCCAACAUCAUCACCAACCGCAUCUGCGACCAGCUGACCAACGUCUGCCAGGCCAACGCGGCGGCCAAGACGGCGUGCUUGGAUGCCAAGGCCCAGAUCCAGGCUCUUGGAACGAGGGACGCUUCUACGGCGCAGAAGUGGAACGAGCUUUUGGGGUUUGCUGGGACUGAUGUUUCUCAGUAAGCGAGGGGGGUGGUAUAUAGGUGCAGGGUUGGAAGAUGAGAUUAGGAAGGGGAUGUGAAGAGGGUGGGAUGGUUUGGUGAUAACAUGGUAUAGGGAUUCGCCUGAAUGCAUGUGAAUAUUUUGGAGCUGAACUUUGAAUAUUGCUUUGGCUUUCCGUCGUGCACUUGUGAUAUUCGUAGAAGAUCCCGCAAUUGCUCCG
Messenger RNA from Neurospora tetraspora, 1525 nucleotides. RefSeq lists its product as uncharacterized. The coding region runs from base 166 to 1326 and encodes 386 amino acids. NCBI's taxonomy places the organism in Eukaryota, Fungi, Ascomycota, Sordariomycetes, Sordariales, Sordariaceae. The transcript is spliced from 2 exons. The record is from RefSeq and is a predicted model, not a curated record.